Molecule: messenger RNA, 723 nt
Organism: Diabrotica virgifera virgifera (western corn rootworm)
Lineage: Eukaryota; Metazoa; Arthropoda; Insecta; Coleoptera; Chrysomelidae
Product: gastrula zinc finger protein XlCGF62.1-like
Exons: 1
Coding region: 1-723 (240 amino acids)
Biological process (GO): regulation of transcription by RNA polymerase II
Molecular function (GO): RNA polymerase II cis-regulatory region sequence-specific DNA binding; DNA-binding transcription factor activity, RNA polymerase II-specific
Source: RefSeq, a predicted model, not a curated record
AUGCACAACCGAAAACACGAAAAAAUCAAGUGUGAUAUCUGUGACCGUUUGAUAAGACCAGACAACAUGAAGAGACACAUCAGAAUGCAUACAUCAGGUCCAUCAGUUUGUUCUAUUUGUGGAGCCACAUUCAAAAAUGCUGACUGUUUAAGACCUCACGUCUUUCAUUACCAUAAGCAUACUGCUCAACAGUACAUUUGUGAAGAAUGUGGUAAAGGCUUUCGAAUGAAACAUAAAUUCUUAUUGCAUAAAAAAAAGGUUCAUAUGGGUCUAAAGAGCUUUAAAUGCAGUACUUGUGGAAAAGCUUUCUUUACCAGUACUGAUUUAUUAAAACAUGUUCGAAUGACCCACGAAAAACUGAGACCUCAUGUGUGUGAAUAUUGUGGUACCGGCUAUUCUUCUACAUAUGCUUUAAAAACUCACAAAAGACAACAUACCAAUGAAAAACCGUUCGUUUGUGAUCACUGUUUCGAAGGGUUUAGACAGCGGGUUUCAUUACGGUCCCAUUUGAAAUCAAAACAUGGAAUAGAGGAAGCCCUGGAAUUCAUUUGUAAAACUUGUGAGAAAGGCUUCGCUACAGAUUACGCUUUGAGUAUACAUCAAAGGUCACACGAAUCUAAGAAGUGUGAAAUUUGCUCAGAAAAUUUUGCUGGAGAUGAAUAUCUGACAAAGCAUCUUAGAGAAGUUCAUCAAGUAGAAGUAGAAAUAAACCAAGAUAGUUAA